GGUUUCCCAGGCGCGCGCCUCAAGGGGCUGCCAUAACGGUUAGGCUCCCACAGGCGCGCCCCGCGCCCCAUUGGCCUAGGUCGCUGUGCCCCGAAGCCUCCGCACGUCAUGUCCCUGCUGCGCCUCUGGGCACCAGGGCUUCUCCUCACGUGGCAACCAUUGUGGCUGCUGGUCCAGGCAGCUCAGCCUCUGGAGUCGCCCCAGGACCCUCUCCAGCUGACCGCUGAGCACCCAGGGCCUAUCAAGCCCUGGUCUCUGCUCUCCUCUGAACUCCCACCCUUAUCGCCCCAUGCGCUUACACCCCCGGCAGACCCGGGAGUCUUUGAUGACCUGGGGUCCUCUGCUCGCUCCCAGAUGUUGGACUCACCACGGAAGUUAACUGACAGUUUGCUUCCAUUCUUGGGCAGGGUUUCACCUGGAGAGCCGGCCCCAGAGAUGGAUCAGUUUGCUGUUCAAGAUCAGUUUGCUGCAUCAAGACAAACUAAUUCCGAAAGAGAGGCUCCCAGAAUUGGUUCCAAUGCUCGACUCAAAAGUAAGAUUCAUACUGUCAAUCUGCAUCAGUCUACAGAUCACCAGUCAUUUGAAGUACUUGUUCCACCUCUAGAUAGUCAGAGUGCAAAAGCAGCAAAGUUUAUUGUUUCACCACUGAAUCUGAAGAAGGAUGUAGCUCAGCAUCCGAGAUUUGCUAAAGUUGUUGGUGGAACUCCAAAGCAAUUUGCAAAACUUCAGCUUCAGAACAACUUGCAGGAUGAUUAUGUGUAUCCAAGUACAGAUGUAGCUUCUUCUGGCAACCUACCUCCGGAAUCCCAGGAGAACUCAGAGGAGUCUCCAGAAACUCCUGACCAGGUUGAACCUUCUGUGGAGGCCCAAGAGACUCCUGAGGAGCUCCAGUCCUCUUCGUCCCAGCAAGAAGUUCCUGAGGACCAGGAGGCUCUAGGAGGUGAAGCAUCAAUGCAUCAUAAGCUUUCAUCUCUAAGAAGUGACACUCAGCCGGUUGUCACAAGUAAACCUGCAGAUCUGGUUACCGUAACUCCGCAGGCAGAUAAAGAGAUUCACCUUCCUUCAGGCCAGGAGCAGGCCCCAACCCAGCCUUCAGAGGGUCUUGAAGUAGUAGAACCUUCAUCAACCCAAAAAGAGGCUCCAGCUCAGACUUCAGAGCUCUCUGAACCCUCUUUAGCUGAGCAAGAGACUCCAGUUCAAGCUCCCAAGUCCCCUAUGGAGAAUAUAGCUGAAACUCUACCAACUCUACCUGUAGUUCCAUCUCUAGGUCAGGAUCAAGUUCAUUAUUAUAACUUGCCCAGUGUUACAGGUAGGCCUGCAGAUGUGGAAAUUACCAUAACUUCGGAACCUACCAAGGAGGCCGAAUCUUCUCUAGCCCAGCAGGAGGCCCCAGUUCAGCCAGAGGCCCCAGUUCAGGAGGCUCCAGUUCAGGAGGCCCCAGUUCAGCCAGAGGCUCCAGUUCAGGAGGCCCCAGUUCAGCCAGAGGCUCCAGUUCAGGAGGCCCCAGUUCAGGAGGCCCCAGUUCAGCCUCCAGAGUAUGUGGAGGAGGUAGAACCUUCUCUGACCCAGCAAGAGACCCCAGCUCAGCCUCCGGGCCCUCCUGUGGAGACUGAACCUUCUCUCAGUGAGCAAGAGACCUCAACUGAGCCUUCUGAGUCUCCUGGGGAGGACCAGUCUUCUGAAAGCCAGCUGGAAGUACCAGUGCAAUCUCUAGACUUGCCCAGUGUGACCGGUGAACCUGCAGAUGUACUAAUGACUAUAACACCUGAACCCACUACAGAGGUGGGAACUUCUAUGAUCAAUGGUGAGGCUAUAGUUCCUCCCUCAAUUCCAACUAAUGAGUCAGGACCUUCUGCAUCCCAGCCUGAAGCCCCAACUGUGCCUCCAGAGCUCCCUAACGAUGUAGGUCAAUCUCCAGAAGGUGAGGAUGUGACAGGUUCUUCUCUAGGUUCUGAUCAAGCUGAGUCUCCUACUCCAGAAUUGAAUAGUGAGGUUGAAACUUCAGCGCAACAGGAGACCCUAGAUGAGUCCUCAGUGUCCCCUGAGCAGUUGGAACCUCAGCCAAGCCCCCCUCUAGAGGAGGAACAACCUCCAAUUGAUCAAGAGGUCCCCAGUCAGCUUGAAGAGCUGCCUGAGGAAUCUUUAUCAAGUCAGCAGGAGAGCUCAUCUCUGCCCUCAACGCCCCCCGUGAGUGUUGAACUUCCACCAGUCCAGGAAACACUCCCAACUAAACCUCCAGAAUCCACAUUUGUCCCGACUAUUGCUUCCUUCAGUGAUUCCAUGUCAUUUUCACCUCAAGAUCUAGAAGUAAUGUUCAGAAGUGGGUCUUCAAAUUUGCCUAAAACCACAGUUCAACAUGUGGCUCUGAUAGUUACUGUACCUUCAGAAGCCACUAAAGAAGUUGAGCCAGUUUCCACCCAGCAAGUUACAUUUUAUCCAACCCAGUCGAAUGCCCCUUCCCAGUCUCCAGGAUUCCCUGAAAACUUUGGAUUUUCUUCAGCCCAACAAGCAACCACAACUCAGAUGGAAACUUCAACUGAGGUCCUAAGUCAGAAUCAAGCUCAGGAUUUAACAUCACCCAGUGUUACAUUUCAACCUUUGGACCUGGAACUCACCUCGACUCCAAAACCCACUAAACGUUCUAGGGCGAAGAAGAAGCCUGUCGCUCUUUCAUCGUUCCCUAUAGCUAUUGGAACGUUCUCUAUAUCUCUUCCAACGGUCCCCGUAUUUGUUUUUCCAACCAUGCAGAAAACCUCAACUUUGCUUCCAAAGUAUCAAGAAGGAAUGAUUCCAACACAAGAAACUUCAACUCAGCCACAGGUCCUAACUGAGAAUCAAGUUCAUUAUUCAACAGUACCCAGCCUCGCAUUUAAACCUGUGGAAGUGCAACUCCCCAUAACUCCAGAGCCCAAUGUGGGGGUUGAACAUCCUACAGCUUUUCCUCCAAAGCCCCAGGAUGUGGAACUCCCCAUAACUCCAGAGCCCAAUGUCAAGGUUGAACAUCCUACAGCUUUUCCUCCAAAGCCCCACGACGUGGAACUCCCCAUAACUCCAGAGCCCAAUGUGGGAGAACAUUCUACAGCUUUUCCUCUAAAGCCCCAUGAGGUAACACUUCUACGUCCUCACCAGGGGACUACAAAUCCUCCUCCAAAACCCCCGGAGACAACAUUUCCACAUCUAGAUCUGGAAACUACAAAUCUUCCUCCAGAGCCCCCUGAUGUGACAUUUCCACGUCCAUACCAAAAGACUACAAAUCCUCAAAUCAACCACAAGGAAACUUCAGUCAUAGCUCAAUCUUUUGAAGUGGAAAUUACCAUAACUUCAAAACCCAACAUUGAUAUUGCGUCUUCUCAAACCUUGCCGGGGAAGCCAAUUCAGCUUCCAGAGCCAUAUAAAGAGAUUAUAGCGAAACCUCCUGUAUAUUAUGAGAUUACACUUCCAACAAUAAGUACAACUCCGGUGUCGGAGUCCUCUAGUGUUGGAGUUCAACCUCCAGACGUGACAAUUACCCUGACUCCACUACCCAGUGUGGCAACUGAAAGUUCUGCAACUCCUACAACUCUUUCAACAACUGAAACAACUUCACAGCAAACAAAUAUGACUGAAUUCACAGUUGCACAAGUGGAGCCAGACCAAACCACAACUCAUUUCCCCGAAAUUUAUGCCACAGAAAAGGAAGAAAAUGUCACCAAGAACACUAGUAUAUGUGAGCUCUGUACCUGCCAAGAUGAGACACUGUUGUGUGUUGGUCUCGCCCCAAUGCAGAAACUCCACCGAGUGCCUGUGCUAGAGCCCUACAGCUACAAUGGCACCUUCACAGUCUUGUUUGGCUGGAAUGUAUGGCUGUGGACUGACAAAAAGCUGUCCAUCAGUCUUCUGUUAUCAAAAGUAGUCUCUUCUUUUUUGACAGUUCAAGAUGCAUCUGUAGGGAAUACAGAAGGAUCAUUCAUGAAGGUGUUACAGGCCCGGAAGAAGAACACUAGCACUGAGCUUUCUAUUGAGCCUGAAAAGCCAGCUUCAGAUAAAAAUGGUGUCACCUUUUCGGGAUUCUUAAAUGAACAGCUAGACUUCAAUGAUGAAAGUGAUGUUAUAAGUGCAUUAAAUUACAUAUUGCCAUAUUUCUCAGAGGGAAAUCUAGAAGACGUAGAGUCAACAUUAUUACCAUUCAUUAAACUGCUUUUUUCAAACGUACAAGAUGGAGGUAAUGCCAUGGAAUAUUUGAAGAACAAUACAAAGAACUCUCUUUCAACUGCAUCCAACAAUCCAACUUAUAAAAACAAAUUAAAGAAGCUUCAUUUUCUGGAAAAUUUGUUAGAUGCAGAAAUUCAGGAAAAAAUUGAUGAGGUGAAAAAAAAAGAAAAAACUGUCAUGCUUAUGCAAUCUAGGCUUUUAGGUCCCAAAUUUAAACGCCAAAUCUUUCAAAAGAAAUUGGAAACUGCCCAACCACAGGAAAACAGCCUAGCAGAGAUUGAGAGUACAAAGAAAAGGCUGCGGAGAGUAAACAGAGUCAUCAAGGGGCCGAAGGGCAUACGGAAAAGACACCUCAAUGAAAUGAGAAAACGGAAACAGAGUGCCUGGGCACUUGCGGAGAAUGUUGCCCAAGAAGGCAGGCUCAGGAGACCAAUCCCAAGGGAACUAGAGCAGCUUCACAAGGUGCGGAGGAGGCCCAGGAAGUUAGUGGGAAACUCCCUCCUGGACGCUUCAUUUACAAAUGAACAUAAGGCAGCAGUCUCUUCUUUUUUGAAACAAUACUCCUUGGGCAAAUCUCCCACCUCCUCCAUUUCAAAAUUACAGCCUGAGAUUAGAAACAAAGCAAAAGACUUAACCUACACCCUUUUUGUUUUAGAAGAUGCAAAUGCUCGAGUUAAAAGCCUGAAGGCUGAUAAACCAGUCAUGCGUUCCAAAAAGACUCACAGCUUUCAUAAAACUUACCCUCUUGCAGCCCACAGAAUACCCAAGGCCAAAGUGAGUCGAAAGUUCAGAAAGGAUAAUUUGCACAAUAGACUGAUGCUUGCAAAGAGGCCCCCAUUCUCUGCAAUAAGGAGCCUCAUAAAUUCCCCCCCACGAGGGGCCUCUUCAUCUUUAGGAGACCUGAAUUCUCAGGAGAAUCCUUUCUCAAGAUUAUAUGCUCUUCCAGAACCUAUAGAAAGUGUUCCUGCAGAAAACAAUACUGCAAAAAUUCCUUCUGAAGGAACUAUUUCUGAAGCAAACAUUACUGUGUUGGAUGAACCCACCUCUGAAAAUGCAACCUAUGAAAACGCUGCUGCAGAGGCUGUAGAUUCUGCUGUGACUCCUUUCAACAUAAUGCCAACUGUUCAACAAACCAAUAAGACACAAUGGGAAUACCUCAACUCGAACACUGACUCACAACCCAAGCCUGAAGACUUAUCCUACCCAUUGACGGCAUCCCCAGGUGAUCAGUUUGAAAUUCAGCUAAACCAGCAUCUUCGGUCCCUCAUCCCCAACAAUGACGUGAGAAGGCUCAUUUCUCAUGUUAUUCGGACUUUGAAAUUGGACUGCUCUGAACCCUAUGUGCAACUGGCCUGUGCCAAGCUCAUCUCCAGAACAGGCCUCCUGAUGAAGCUUCUCAGUGAGCAGCAAGAAAUCAAGGGGUCCAAGGCCGAAUGGGAUACAGACCAGUGGAAAACUGAGAACUAUAUCAAUGAGAGCACAGAAGCCCAGGGUGAUAACAAAGAGCAUGAGGAGACAAGUGAGCUCACAAAAGGAGUCCCGGGAUAUGGUCAUAACAACAAACUCAUCUUGGCAAUAUCUGUGACUGUAGUGGUGAUGAUUUUGAUUAUAAUUUUCUGUGUGAUUGAGAUUUAUUCCCAUAAAACAGCAUCACAAGAUGAUGAAGAAAAGUCCUUAAGGAGCUGUUUUGGGUUUCUGUGUAGGAGAAGCUCAAUGGAAAGUGAAAAUCAGGAGGGCUUUUUCUGGUUAAGGCGGCCACUUUGGCGUAGAGAUACGUACAGACCUCUCAAUGCCACACGUAAGAAAAACAUGGCACAGAAGCUACAUGACAAGGACUCCUCUGAUGAGGAUGAGAUUUUCAAUAAGGAUGCUGGGUUGACUAUGAACUCCUCAAGGAGCAAGAACUAUAUCUUAGUCACCUAUGUAAACCCAGGUCAAAUUGCAUGUGCUCAAUAAAACCUGUUGAAGGAAUGAA
Molecule: messenger RNA, 6166 nt
Organism: Marmota monax (woodchuck)
Lineage: Eukaryota; Metazoa; Chordata; Mammalia; Rodentia; Sciuridae
Product: leucine-rich repeat-containing protein 37A
Exons: 7
Coding region: 109-6147 (2012 amino acids)
Source: RefSeq, a predicted model, not a curated record